Macadamia integrifolia is the source of this 764-nucleotide messenger RNA. RefSeq lists its product as uncharacterized. The transcript has 4 exons. Bases 1 to 390 code for a protein of 129 amino acids. NCBI's taxonomy places the organism in Eukaryota, Viridiplantae, Streptophyta, Magnoliopsida, Proteales, Proteaceae. The record is from RefSeq and is a predicted model, not a curated record.
AUGGUUUCUAGCCGUUGCAAGAUCUCUCCAAUGAUUCCCAUUUUUAAGUCGAAGAGAAUAAGUGCUCAUCUCAGGAGAAUCAACAAACCUUCAGUCAAAACAAUUCAGAGUCCUGAUGGUGAUCUUAUAGAUUGCGUUCCAUUACAUUUACAACCAGCUUUCGAUCAUCCUGAGCUGAAAGGACAGAAGCCACUGGAUCAACCAGAGAGACCCAAGGGUUAUGAAGAGCCAGAUUCGGUGCCGGAUAGCUUUCAGUUGUGGACGAAUUCAGGCGAGUUGUGCCCAGGAGGAACAAUUCCGAUAAGAAGAACCAAAGAAGAAGAUAUAUUAAGGGCUCGUUCUAUUAGAAGGUUCGGAAGUAAAGGACCCACGCGUCCCGACGAGCAGUAAGUAUGAGGUUAGUAUAUUAAACCGGAGAAUUUUGGAAACGCAAAGGAAAUUCUUCUCCUUGAUCCCAAGUUUUUUAUAAGCACAGAGAACAGAAGAAAAUGGCGAUUCAGAUAACAAAAUGGUGGUGCUUUGAUCUUUAAAAAACGAGUCUUUAAGGAUUUGGUAUUCAAGUCUGCGAUUUUCAGAUUUCUUGCUUACUAUAUAUUUUCCUUUCCGACGAAGUAGCAAGUUUUGGGAAUGGGUAUUGUUAGAUCCAUUCUGGCUUUAAGCUCUGUUCAAAAUUUCAUGAUUUCCUCUUUAAGAAAAUUUCAUUUCUCCCUCUUUUCCGGAAGAUAAUGCAACAAUGGAAACUGGGUUUCUCUGUAACUCCUUCU